AUGAAAGUGGCAAUUAAGCCAUCCGUACAUCUCUGUCCCGUAAUUCUCCCUAUAAAUAGCACUUCCCAUUCCGACUUUACAGCUUUGGUGACAGUUGGCCUCUGAUCACACCACCAACCAUCGAACCCACCCCCAACGGAAAAGAUGGCGGUGACGGACUUCUUCGCCGGCGAAAUUGCCACGGAGCUCCUCAAAGUCCUAUUCCAAAUCUGCCGCAAAUACAGCCUCUGCAAAUCCACCGCCGAGAGCCUCAUAGAAUCCAUCAACCACCUCCUCCCCAUCGUCCAAGAAAUAAAGUACUCGGGCGUCGAGCUACCCCAGCCGCGCCAGCGUCAGCUCGACGCCCUCUCCGGCUCCCUCUCCUCCGGCCUCGACCUCGCCAACAAGGUCCUCCGCUCCUCCCGCUGGAACGUCUACAAGAACCUCCAGCUCACGAGGAAAAUGGAGAAGCUGGAGAAGCAUAUCUCGAGGUUCAUGGCGGGACCCAUGCAGGCGCACGUGCUGGCGGACGUGCACCACAUGAGGUUCGAGUCGGCGGAGAGGUUUGACCGGCUGGAUAACGCGGCGCGGCAGCUGGAGAGGAAGCUGGGGGAGAUGAAGAUUGGGGUGGCGGAGGGGGGAGGGUUGUUGGGAGAGGCGGUGAGGAGGAUGGAGGAGGAGGUGGAGGUGGAGGGUAGUUUGGGGAAUUUGGGUGGUGGGAUGGAGGUGGCGAGGAGGGAGGUGAAGGAGAUGGUGGUGGGGAGGGAGGAGCUUAGGGUUGUGGGGGUUUGUGGGAUUGGGGGCAGUGGGAAGACGACUCUGGCAAGAGAGAUUUGCAGAGACGGUGAAGUUCAAAGUUACUUCAACAACAGAGUUUUCUUCCUCACUGUAUCACAAUCUCCUAACGUGGAGCAAUUGAAAUUGAAGAUCUGGGGAAUGAUAACUGGAAACAGCAUGGCUGAUUCGAGUGACGUAGUUCCUCAAUGGACGCUGCUACCCUACGAUUUCAGGAUCGUCACGAAAACACUUAUGAUUCUAGAUGAUGUUUGGUCGCUCUCGGUUCUUGAGCAGCUUCUGCCAAGAAUACCCGGAUGCAAAACCCUCGUGGUUUCGCGAUUCAAAUUCUCCCCAGCAGUUAUCAACUGCACCUAUGAAUUAGAGCUGUUAAGGGAAAGUGAAGCCUUGGCCUUGUUCUGCAGAUUUGCUUUCGGGCAAAACUGCAUUCCUUCAGGUGCUAACGUUAAAUUGAUCAAACAGGUUGUUGAUGAGUGUAAAGGCCUUCCGUUGGCUCUGAAAGUAAUUGGAGCUUCAUUAAGGGACCAAACUGAAAUGUUUUGGAAUAGUGCAAAGAGCAGGCUAUCCCGAAGCCAACCUAUUUGCGAGUCGCAUGAAGUCCAGUUACUGGAAAGAAUGAAACUAAGCAUAGAUAUGUUGGCGCAGAAAGUAAGGGAGUGUUUCUUGGACUUGGGUUCGUUUCCAGAGGACAAGAAGAUCCCAAUUGACAUUCUCAUUAGCAUAUGGGUUGAAUUGCAUGAUAUUGUUGAGCCAGACGCUUUUAUGAAUCUUAUUGAGCUUUCGGACAAGAAUCUCCUCACUCUGGUGAAAGAUAAACGCCGCGGAGAGAUGUAUAGCAGUUACUAUGAGAUAUCUGUGUCUCAGCAUGAUGUGUUGAGAGAUCUCGCCAUACAUUUGAGCAACCGUGAGAGUGUAAACCAGCGGAGGCGAUUGCUUAUGCCAAGAAGAGAGGAAGGGAUUCCGAAAGAAUGGGAGAGGAAUAUCGAUAAGCCAUUCAAUGCCCAAAUGGUCUCACUUCAUACAGGUGAAAUGAGAGAAAUGGACUGGUUUUGCAUGGAAUUUCCCAAGGCAGAAGUACUCAUCCUGAAUUUCUCCUCGCACGAGUACUUCCUUCCUCCCUUCAUCGACUACAUGCCCAAGCUCAGAUCAUUAGUAUUGAUCAACUCAAGCACCUCGAAUGCAGUCCUUCGCAACGUAUCAGCCUUUGCAAAUUUGACCAACUUGACGAGUCUGUGGUUUGAGAAAAUCACAGUCCCUCAGUUACCCGAAACAACAUCACCGUUACAAAACUUGCGCAAAGUAUCGUUAAUUCUUUGCAAGAUCAAUGACAGCCUUGAUGAGUCGGUCGUCAACCUACCCCACCUCUUCCCUCGCCUCUUAGAGCUCACAAUUGAUCACUGUGUCGAUUUAAUCGAAUUGCCUAAAAGUAUUUGCCAAAUGCACAAACUCAAGAGUCUGAGUGUCACCAACUGCCACAGUCUCCGCGAACUGCCACCCGAGUUGGGGAAACUGACUUGUCUACAAAUUCUAAGGAUUUACGCAUGCCCCUCUCUGAGACACCUUCCGGAUGGAGUAUGCAGUCUUGUUUCGUUGAAGUACCUUGACAUUUCCGAGUGUGUGAAUUUGGCGUCCCUUCCCGAGGGGAUCGGCAGGUUAACGAGUUUAGAAAAGAUCAAUAUGAGUGAAUGCUUGCAGAUUAGGAAUCUGCCAAGGUCUGUGGUAGAACUGCAGUCGUUGCGUCGCGUGGUUUGCGACGAAGAGAUUUCUUGGUUUUGGAAAGAUUUGGAGAAUGCUUUACCAGAUCUUUGUGUUCAGGUUGCUGAGGAAUCCUUUAACUUGGAUUGGCUGGCAGAAUGAUUUAGGCUUACAUCUGUAGAUGUCACUCCAAUUUCCAUUUCUUUUUAUUGCUCUCUUGUAAUUGAACUACUUGUAGAUAGCUGAAAUAGUAGAAAGAAGGGUGGGUUAUUAAUACACCACUUUCUA
This is a messenger RNA of Rhododendron vialii, 2757 nucleotides long. RefSeq names its product probable disease resistance protein At4g33300. The transcript is spliced from 6 exons. Gene Ontology annotation, molecular function: ADP binding. NCBI's taxonomy places the organism in Eukaryota, Viridiplantae, Streptophyta, Magnoliopsida, Ericales, Ericaceae. Bases 145 to 2631 code for a protein of 828 amino acids. The record is from RefSeq and is a predicted model, not a curated record. Gene Ontology annotation, biological process: defense response to fungus.